This is a messenger RNA of Alosa sapidissima (American shad), 1592 nucleotides long. Its product is annotated as E3 ubiquitin-protein ligase TRIM35-like. Bases 134 to 616 code for a protein of 160 amino acids. The record is from RefSeq and is a predicted model, not a curated record. Lineage: Eukaryota; Metazoa; Chordata; Actinopteri; Clupeiformes; Clupeidae. The transcript has 7 exons.
ACACAUCAAGACUCAGACCCAGCACACAGAGUGGCAGAUCAAGGAUGAGUUUGAGAAGCUUCACCAGUUUCUACGAGAUGAAGAGGCAGCCAGGAUAGCUGCCCUGAGGGAGGAAGCGAGGAGGAAGAGUCAGAUGAUGAAGGUGAAGAUUGACAAGACGAGCAGAGAGAUCUCGUCUCUCUCAGACACAAUCAGAGCCAUAGACGAUGAGAUGAGAGCUGAUGACAUCACAUUCCUGCAGACCUACAAGAGCACAGUGGAAAGAGCCCAGUGCACACUGCAGUAUCCAAAGAGAGUUUCAGGAGCUCUGAUCAAUGUGGCAAAGCACCUGGGCAACCUGAAGUUCAGAGUCUGGGAGAAGUAUACGGUCUUAUCUCCUGUGACUCUGGACCCCAACACUGCACACGCUCUCCUAACUCUGUCUGAGGACCUGGCCAGUGUGAGCGUCCGUGAGCAGAGACAGCAGCUCCCUGAGAACCCAGAGAGAUUCGAUAGCUGCCUCUGUGUCCUGGGCUCUGAGGGCUUUAACUCGGGGACCCACCGCUGGGACGUGGAGGUCGGGCACAGUGAGGUCUGGCUGCUGGGCGUGAAGGCUGAGUCUGGCUGCUGGGCGUGAAGGCCGAGUCUGGCUGCUGGGCGUGAAGGCCGAGUCUGGCUGCUGGGCGUGAAGGCCGAGUCUGGCCAGAGGAGUGGAGCCAGCAGUGUGAACGGUAAAGACACAGCGGAGUGUCCAUCACAGCCGGAGUGUCCAUCACAGCCGGAGUGUCCAUCACAGCGGAGUGUCCAUCACAGCCGGAGUGUCCAUGACAGCGGAGUGUCCAUCACAGCCGGAGACCGUCCUCACAGUCAAGCGGAAGCCUCUGAGGGUUAGAGUGCAGCUGGACGCGGCCAGGGGACAGCUGUCAUUCUCUGACCUUGAUAAUGACACACAUCUCCACACGUUCAUGGACACCUUCACUGAGAGAGUGUUUCCCUGCUUCAUCACUCACCUGUCCUUCAGGAUCUUACCUGUGAAGGCUGCAGAGAGCCUAGACACACCCUACAGACCUCCACCUGUCUGCUCAGGUCUAAAAAAAACGUAGCCAUUCAAAUGACACCCAAAAGCACCGUUUUUAACAACUGUGUCAUGUGGUAUAUAUUUAUUGUAUAAUGCUGUUCUAUCACAAUUCCUUAUUGUAAUCAUAGUCUUAUCUGAUUAGUGUUACUCAUUUAUGAGGAAGUUGGGUUGUGUCAAGGAGAUGGAAGGAUUCUUCUGCUUCACUCUUAUCACUUAUUGAUUUUUAACUUGCAUCUCUGUCAGAGCUGUUAAUUGCUCUUCUGUCACUGUAAUGAAUAAAUAAUAUAUAAAUAUAUCAUUUUAUGUCACAUGUAUUACAAAAAGUCUCUCCAAACCACUAAGGCAAAUUGAAUCGGAAAUGAAAUGACUCGGCCACCCAGAGACAACAUGUUCAAGAAAUCAUCUCUUCCUCUGGUCAAGGACAAGGGUUUACUGGACACUUUUCAAAUGAGAGUAAUCCAUGUCAAAAUAGACUGUUUUCAGAGGGAAAAUAGCAUGAACGUAUAUUCUGGUAUAUUAAAGGUACUCUAAGCGA